Messenger RNA from Hemibagrus wyckioides, 4119 nucleotides. RefSeq names its product thioredoxin reductase 2, tandem duplicate 2 (gene txnrd2.2). Gene Ontology annotation, biological process: glutathione metabolic process; cellular response to oxidative stress; cell redox homeostasis. Gene Ontology annotation, cellular component: cytosol; mitochondrion. Gene Ontology annotation, molecular function: thioredoxin-disulfide reductase (NADPH) activity; glutathione-disulfide reductase (NADPH) activity; flavin adenine dinucleotide binding. The coding region runs from base 48 to 1598 and encodes 516 amino acids. The transcript has 17 exons. The record is from RefSeq and is a predicted model, not a curated record. Lineage: Eukaryota; Metazoa; Chordata; Actinopteri; Siluriformes; Bagridae.
UCACAGGACUCGUCAGUCCGGGGGUCCUUUCACUUGUGCAUAACAACAUGGCGGCCGCCUUGUGCAGAGGCAAACACAGACUGAAGGCUUUCUGUCACUCCGCUGUUCGCUUGUCAAGCAGAAACAUUACCGGACAGUUUGAUUAUGACCUGGUGGUGAUCGGAGGAGGAUCCGGAGGUUUGGCGUGUUCCAAAGAAGCGGCUCAGCUGGGACAGAGUGUGGCUGUUCUGGAUUAUGUGGAACCGUCAGUGAGAGGCACUAAAUGGGGACUGGGAGGAACGUGUGUGAAUGUGGGCUGUAUUCCUAAGAAGCUGAUGCACCAGGCUGCUCUUCUCGGCACGGCGCUCAGGACCGACUCGGGGAAAUACGGCUGGAGGAUCAGCGGCUCUGUCUCACACGACUGGGUGUCUAUGGCAGGAGCUGUGCAGAAUUAUGUGAGAUCCCUGAAUUGGGGCCACAGAGUUCAGCUACAGGACAAGAACGUGAAAUAUCUCAAUAUGAAAGGAAGUUUGCUAGACCCUCACACCAUCCGAGGAUUAAACGCCAGAGGAAAGGAGGCGACUGUGACGGCCAGGAACAUAGUGAUAGCCACCGGCGGACGUCCAAAAUACCCCACGCAUGUCCCGGGAGCGAGAGAGCACGGCAUCACCAGCGACGAUCUCUUCUGGCUGAAAGAGUCUCCGGGGAAAACGCUAGUCGUCGGAGCCAGCUAUGUGGCUUUGGAGUGUGCUGGUUUUCUGACCGGCAUUGGACUGGACACCACAGUGAUGGUGCGCAGCAUCGCCCUCCGAGGGUUUGAUCAGCAAAUGUCUCGUUUGGUGACGGAUCACAUGGAGGCUUACGGGACUCAUUUCUGCUGGAGCUGCGUUCCUAAGAAGGUGGAGAAACUUCCAUCAGGACUACUGCAGGUCACCUGGACAGAUACAGAGAGGCAGCAGGAACAUCAGGACACGUUCAGCUCGGUGCUGUGGGCUGUAGGUCGAGCUCCUGAAAGCGAAGCACUGAAUUUGAAACAUGUUGGUGUUGAGCUCAACACAGACACGGGCAAAAUCAUCAUCGGUGAUGAUGAGCAAACAUCCGUGCCCAGUAUUUAUGCCAUUGGAGACAUCGCAGAGGGACGUCCCGAGCUCACCCCAACUGCCAUCAAAGCAGGGAAACUCCUGGCUCGGCGAUUAGCUGGACACUCCAACCAACUCAUGAACUACGACAACGUGCCUACUACAGUGUUCACUCCUCUAGAGUACGGAUGCGUCGGUUUAUCCGAAGAAGAAGCCGAGAGAAGAUACGGCAGUGACGAUAUAGAGGUUUUUCACGCCUUCUACAAACCUCUGGAGUUCACCAUAGCCGAAAGAGAUGCCAGUCAGUGCUACAUCAAGGUGGUGUGUGAGCGGGCAGAACCCCAGCGAGUGUUAGGGCUUCACUUUACUGGCCCCAGCGCUGGAGAAGUGACCCAAGGGUUUGCUCUCGGCUUCCAGUGCGGGUUCACGUACUCUCAGCUGUGUGAUACGGUCGGUAUCCACCCCACGUGCGCGGAGGAGUUCACCAAACUCCACAUCACCAAGCGUUCCGGUCUGGACGCCACAGUAACCGGCUGCUGAGGUUAAACACACCCCCAAUCCCCUGAAUACACUUAACACACGGACCCUGUGGACGCAAGAAAGGAAGUGAUGUCACAAUCGGGGUAUAAUGUUUGGCUCGUUUGGCGGGGUUUACAGGUCCGUCUCUCCUGCGGCCUGUCAUGACCUCUUUGACCUCUAUAGUCUCCGAGAGCACAAUUAAGCAAUCCAGUUAAGUCUCUAAAUGUACAAUGUUCCUAAAAAAACCCAUCUUUUUUAAACUCCACGAUAACACAACAAGGCUCUAAAGAAGCUAGAGUAACGGCAAAACAGGCUCCAAGGCUCAUAAAUCAGGAUUAAAGCCCCAUUACAGCUCGCUGAAAUGAGAGUCGCAGGAGAACGGAGCAGUUUUUAAAAACAUAUUCGGAGAAUAUUGUUGUUUCUCCGGCUGUAUUUCCUGUCCAUUACUCAUUCUCUGCAGCUGACACUGAUGGAUGGGCUCGGUCCGUCACCACGGCGAUACACCCCAGGUUCCCAGGGAAGCGGACAAACACCGGCGAGCGGCGUGUCAAUCAAACCCCGGGGUCGAGAGAGCGCUUGUUUAAACCUUUUUUUUUCCCCUCUUUAACUACAGAGAUUUCCCCUCAGCAGAGCACACAGAGCAAACAUGCACAUGCUCCGUCUCUCUGCCUAAACCGCUGCAGCGACUAGAUCACUACAGAUAAAGGGGUAUUUCAUUAUAAAUCCCCCUGUACGCCUGAAGGGGCCAGUAUUCACCUCCUUUUCCUGCUGCUUUUUUUCCCCCAGAUGAGCUGCAUGGAUGCCGGAUAGCUUCGGAGUGACAGUUUAGGAGUGACGGUCUAAUCUAGGUGAAAGUAGCAGCUCAAAUAAAUCCAACCUCAGCCUUUAAUCUGCUUCUUUAAAUUCUGCCCAGUUUAUGUAAUAGAAGUCACAAACCUGCUAAAUUUUAUAAUCUAUUAUUAAAAACAAGUUCAAAAUCUUGCGUCAUGUAUUAAAUGACGUUUAGAAUAAGUGGCUAAUUCUAUCAGGGUGCUCUCAGGGAAGCAAACUAAGUAGAAAUGCUGCCUUUCUAGGGACACUCCUCCUAAAAUCCAACAUGGCCGUCACCAAUCAUUAACCAUUAGGAACAACACAUGCCAUUAAAACCACCAUUACAGACCACCACUAGAAAUCCAUUAGGAGAAUGUCAGAGAUGCUUUUUCAAACUCAUUUAUCAUUAGUUCUGUGUCUGUCCUCUGACCAAAGGAUAACUUUAUCUACAAAACCUUAUUCCGUUACCGUAGAAACUUUACCUUGUGCCUGAAAGACUCUGUUUUGUUCCUCUGGUCAGAAACACACUCAUCGGGAGACUUGUAGUGUUUUGCCGAGUGAGAUUUCUGUGAUUUUUACCCCAACAGAGAAGGUUUGUUUUUGUCUGAUGUGCCUCAGCUCUCUGAUUAAUGAGGCUCGGAGUGUGUGUGACAGGCCGUUGCGGAGACCUAGACCAAGACCCAGACGGGGGACGAGCAAUGCUACCAGAUUUAUUUGGACCUGAGGAGCGAGUGAAGGGUCCUGUGUUCAUGUAUUUUAGGGAACAGGGGGUGCUGACUGAAGAACCCUGACCCCUAGUACACUAGCAGUAAUAAUAACAGCCUAGCUGUAUCACACACACACACCUAUAGAGGACAUGGAAGGACUGGAGUGGAGUUUACCAAAAGGGUCAAUUUCUUCUCUGAAAAUUUGUCCAUAUUUUUUUCACAUUUCAUCCCACAGACAGUUGCAUCGAUAUUAUAUUUUCAUCAUAUCACAUUUCACAACAUUAUCGCGAUUGUAUCUUGGAACAUUUCGGAGCUCCGGUCUCAUUGGUCAGUUUUCGUAACUUUAUCGUAACUUUUAUGCAUCGUAACAUUUGUUCAUAAUUGUGUACUUCUUUAGCUAGGCUAAGCUACAUUUUUGACUCCAAACACGAUUACUGUUCAAUAAGUCAUAACUAUGCUAGGUUGCACAAGCUAGCUUAAUAGAGCUGCAUGCAAAAAUUAGUGCCCCCUCAGUUUUUCUGUGUAAAGGAGGAUGUACUAGAAAAGAUGAUCAGUGUGUCUCCUAACCCUAACCCAGACAAAUAACUUUGAUUAAGUUCAUUUUGAGGAUCUAAUAGCUGGUCAGAUGAUGUGAAGGAUGCAAGAUAUUAGAGAAUAUUGAUGUCUGGUCCUGUCUUGUUGAUUUGUUAUGAAUUUAGUUUUUAUUUUGUCCUGAGGGGAUACUAACUUUUGCACUCAGUUGUAAAAUGAAGCAGUAAGAAACUCUGCAGCUUAAACACGGCUAAAAACGGUUUAAGCGUUUCAUUCUGAGACACAAACAAACCUCCAGGCUCUCUAUACACAUAGACACACACACACACACACACACACACACACUGAGGGGUCAGGGUUGAGCUUCUCAGGGGGUCGGUUAAUGAGGACCUGCACUAAAAGCCCUGCAAGGAGAAGGCAGGUCUGAUGCGCUCCGGCGUCCCUGCUCUGCGUGUGUGUAAAUAGCGGAGGUUAAUCGGAUCUAAAGCUUUUGG